AACGCCCUCAUUUAGCAGAAGAAGAAAACCCAAGCUUGGAACCAAAACGCAGCGUUUUGAGCCUCCCGAAUGGCGACUACUAAGAGUUGCUACGCUAGGCCGAACUACCGGUACCUCACCAGCGACCACCAGCACCAAACCCUAUCGUCCGAUUUCGAGCUCGACGAGUCGGACAUCUACAACUUCGGCAGGUCCAGCUCGCCGGAGUUCCACAAACCGGUUCCGAACUCCCGCGGCGUCUCGGCGUCGAAGAACCGGAGGGGAGAUUACGGAGACCGGUCGGACCGGACCUGCGGCACGCCGUCGUCGUUGCCGGUCGGCAUUCCGGACUGGUCUAAGAUCUUGAGAGACGAGUACCGGGAGAAACGGAGGAGCGAAGACGACGAGGCGGAUGGCGAGGACGACGUGGAGGGAGGCAUGCGGAUCCCGCCGCACGAGUUGUUGGCGAGGCAGAUGGCCCGAACGAGAAUCGCGUCGUUCUCGGUGCACGAAGGCGUCGGGAGGACGUUGAAAGGGAGGGAUCUCAGUCGGGUGCGAAAUGCAAUUUGGGAAAAAACUGGGUUCGAAGAUUAAUAUUUAUUUUUCAGAAGAAGGAAAUACAUAGGGGUUUGGGGUGUACGGAAAUUAUUGGUUAGAUUUUUUUUUCUUUCCUUUUUUUAAUUUCUGAUGAAUUUUCUGCUCGUUUUUCUUCUAGUUUGUGGGAUCAAGAUGAUCGAUUUUACGAAUGUAACCCCGAAUUGGAGAAUUGUCCUGAAAUUCUCGUAGGUUUAAAUUUAAAUAUUAACAUAAUUUGUUCUUUAAA
Pyrus x bretschneideri (Chinese white pear) is the source of this 802-nucleotide messenger RNA. RefSeq lists its product as uncharacterized. The transcript has a single exon. The coding region runs from base 70 to 573 and encodes 167 amino acids. The record is from RefSeq and is a predicted model, not a curated record. NCBI's taxonomy places the organism in Eukaryota, Viridiplantae, Streptophyta, Magnoliopsida, Rosales, Rosaceae.